Molecule: messenger RNA, 4751 nt
Organism: Betta splendens (Siamese fighting fish)
Lineage: Eukaryota; Metazoa; Chordata; Actinopteri; Anabantiformes; Osphronemidae
Gene: skida1
Product: SKI/DACH domain containing 1
Exons: 1
Coding region: 348-2798 (816 amino acids)
Source: RefSeq, a predicted model, not a curated record
CUUCUCCUCGUCCUGCUGCCGACCAGAGGGGAGUGGAGCCGACAGAGGCAGGUAGCAGCAGCCCAGGCUUGGUGGGCGCAUUCGUCGCAUUCCUCCACCAUGCCCGGCCGGGGCAAGAGGCGACGGGUGGAUGCUGUCUAAUGGGAUUCAACCCAUUAGACACCGGUAGCUCCAUUUAACUCCGCAUGUCAAAGUUUGCAUUUUCAUGACGCAGCAACAGUGGGGAUGGAUUAAGGGCAACGUCAGGAUGCCUUGAGCUUUCCAUCCCGUGCCAUUUACUGGUUUAAAAAAAAUCCACAUUAUAUUUAGAGUGAAUGCGCGGAAUAAUUAGAGCAAACACAUAAAACAUGGGAGACUUGGAGUGUGGCUUUGAGGAGAUGCAAGGAGUGAGACUCGGAUACCUGCUCAUCAAAGGCAAGCAAAUGUUUGCUUUGUCUCAGGUCUUCACCGACCUGCUGAAGAACAUCCCUCGGACCACCGUACACAAGCGCAUGGACUACCUGAAGGUAAAGAAGCACCACUGCGACCUGGAGGAGCUGCGGAAGCUCAAGGCAAUAAACUCCAUAGCUUUCCACGCCGCUAAAUGCACGCUCAUAUCUCGGGAGGACGUGGAGGCUCUGUAUUUCUCCUGCAAAACGGAGCGGGUGUUGAAGUCCAACAAAAGGAAAGCGAAAGCGGCGUGCUCCCCCGGAGACGGGGACGCGUCCUCGGGGCUCCUGUGCGCUGAUCCCGAGCUGUGGAAGGAAAAAGUUUGGUUUAGUUUGCACGGCGUCCCGGAGACUCUCGCGCUCCACAGCAAAACGGGCAGAAGGAGGGAGCUGCCUCCGCGCCUUACCGACUCCAAACUACCUCAAUUUUACCACGAGACCCACGAACGGGAUUACCGUUCGGCGACUAAAUCCAGCCACAAACGCUUGAAAAACUAUGAAACUGCUAAAAUAACAGGGAACUGCGUUGCACUGAACCAGCGGCACUCCCUUUUCAGGAGCGCGGUGAGCCGGCAGUCGGUGGUGCUUCAGUCCGCCAUAGCUGCUCAGUCCAGGCUCUCUCGCCCUGGCGGCGACCUACUUCACAAAAGGAAGAGGAGGCGAGAGGGGGGCGGCGGCAGAGACGGCGCGAGGCACUCGUGGAGCAGGAGCAGACACGCGCACCACCACGCACCCCCGGUGCUGCUCGUGCAGCCCAAAUCGCUCGGCAGUCACGGGACGUCGUUCGGCGCCUUCCACCUCGGUCCGGAUUUCUACCUGGACCCCAGACCGUAUCAUCAUCACCACCAGCAACACCAUCACCACCACCUCGAGCAGAGUUUCACCGAAGGUUACAGCAGCGACACCGAGUCCAGCACCAACUCGGAGCGGGUGUACCCGGACUCGGACUUCGGCUCCGGCUUCUCCACCACCAGCAAUUCGGGGAGCUCGGAGGAGGAGGAGGAGGAGGAAGGCAAGGAUGAAGAUGAUACGCAAUCAGAGAGUUCAGAGGUCAGCUCAGAAGAAGAGGAAAGCUCCUCUCAGUCCGACUCCAGCUCCAUUUCGAGCCGUGUUUCGGUCCAGAGCAUCCGGUUCAGACGGGCCCGGGUCGGUCUCGGUACUAGUAAAGCACCUUUGGUCCUACAGCCCACGUUUCAUUAUAACAACCAGCAGCAACAAGACAAACAACAGAGGACACUGUGCCAUGUUGCUGCUUCACAGACAGGAGACAUUGGGCUGGACACACGUCAGCAAUGUGAAUUUAUAUGCAAUGAAACUAGAAAUGACUCGGGACCCUCGCAACCACCAAACUUUAAUUCAUCUGACGUGGGGGCGAGAUUUUUCCCCGACUCCAAACGGGAGAAGCCGCCCGGGACCGGUCUAAACGGGGCUGACGCUGCGGAUGAACCUGCCUCGUAUUCGCUGGGAGUCACCCGGAGCAGGGCGCCUCACCCCUCACGCAGAGCACCGGCGCAUCCCAUCAAAUGCACGUCCGGGCCGAGCGCGCAGUGCGACCCGGACAAAGACGCCAAGCUCCAAAAAUGCGCCGACAAACGAGAGCCCAAAGCCUGCGGCCCGAAACUGCCCACGCCGCUGAAAAAGAUAAAGACAGAGGCGGAGGAGCCCCCUGUGACCGCUGCGUCCCACCCGGACGGCGGCAGGACGGCCAGGACGCCACCCUUCAGCCUGCACAAUGUGAAAGUUAAAGUGGAGGACAGCUGUGAUGAAUAUGAAUACCAGAGCCAGGCCACUGCCGUUAAAUGCAAGGGAGAUAAAGCGGACAUCAGCAGCAGCCCGUGCUCCAGCGGAUCCAUCAAGCAGGGGGACUUUUUUAACUGCAUCAAAGCCCCAGAGAGGAGCCCCGACUUAGCCCCGACGUCCCCCUGCGGUCCUCAGGAAUGCGGCGGCACCCAGGACACCCCACGCGCCGACGAGGGGGAGCACGUGGGCAGAAGCUGCAGGGCACCGGGGAGCAAAAAGAGUCGCCUUUGCAGGACGCAAACAAAACAAAGUGUGCCCAGGGUCAACAAGACUGCCUCCUCCGCGUCGUCUCGCCUCGCAGCCUGCGACGACGCGUCCGCCGAGGAUUUACCGAGCAGACGCAAACGCAGCAACGUAGCAUCGCCCGCAAAAAUGCCUUUCAGCCUGAUGGCAAAUUUCCCGUCGCCGCCGUCCCUGGUUGUUGGCAGCGACGGGGACUUGUGCCCCGCGUACUCCCUGAACUCGCUGAGGGGCCCCGGACCUCCCCCUCCGUCUCACCCCGUGUGGAGGUGGCAGCCAGGCGGCCACAUUCUCCCUCCCCCAUGCGCUCAGAGAACUAGGAAAUACUGAGCUGCCCCUUUUUAAAGUAAAAAACAAAAGCCAGUACCGUGUGCACUCCCAACCUACUCGCACUCUCAGUCUUAACGCUCCCAACUUCAUCGGCGUGUAUUUCUUUUUUUUUUAAUCUAUUUUGUCCUCUUCUCUUUAAGAAUGGAUUUACAUUCCGCUUUGUUUUGAAGUUGAAUCGAGGAGGACCCACGCGAUCCCCCCGUUUGGAACCUCGUAAAACCGCCACGGGACUGAAGCAUCGCACGUGGAUUUCUGCUUUACAACACUCGUGUUUCAAAUCUUAAGCAAUAUGCUGCGUUUUCAUUAUUGUGCUCACUCGAUUCCUCCCUCUGAACUCUAUUGUUCCUUCUUUGCUUUUCUACUCUCGACCUGUUGGAUUGUAUGUUGCCAGGGUUUCAGUGGUUUGUGCUUUGUCUGAAAAACGAAAGGAGUUCUAAGUAAUCACAGCAUUCCUUGCUAUGUUUAUUUAGCUGCAACCGAGAGUAAAUAGAACUCGAUUAAAAAUCAGGGUUUCCCAUUGUGUGCCACUUGGUAUAUUUUGUAUAUCAACGCUGUAAUUUCCUACGUGACUGUCAUAAUGACCAGCUUGGCCACAAUGGUCCACAUGUCCGUAUCUCAGUUUCAGAGAAAUAUUAAAAAUGAGUUUAUUAAUGUCUACAUACAUGCUCACAGUUAAGCCUUUAUUGGAUUUGACAGGAAUUUAUUCCUGGUGGUCGGGGGGUUUUCUUUGGAGUGCUCUGGUUUAUCUCUACUCUUUUAAAAUGCUGAUGUACAAAUGUGUGACUGUGCACAAACGGACACAACACAGGCCUUAUACAGACAAUCAAGGAGAAUGAAGCUCAGACCCUUCACGGCACGUUGGGCUCCACGUCUGACUCCACUGUUGCCCCCGUAGGCUCAGCCCUGCGUCACAUUUGUGCCAGAAUGAAUCUGUAUUGGCGUCAGGCCGGUGCAGAAACGCUGAGAUAACGGCAACGUCCGCGUAGGGGCAGCUACCAACGCAGUCACGGUGGGGAAACACCUUCCAGCCAUGCUGAACACCCUAACAACGCGACAGAGCACGUGAGAUGAGGUUUAAUGCAUUGCACUUUGAUGCUGCUGUGGGUCUUUGUGGGCUUUAGCUUUUCCGACUUGAAAAUGAGAAAAAAAGACGGUUUCAUUAUUUUUUUUUUCUGGAUAAAAAAGCCAAACUGGAGCAAUUUAGAUUAAUUAGGAAUCACAUGUGAAUUUCCAACAAUAGGUGAUGUUUUUUGGGUGGGUAUAAUUUAAUAGUAUGCUCAUUUCUGCUGUCCACCAUUCUACUUUCAGGUGGAGUCAACUGUCUCCAGCUAAACUUGAAUUUUUCUAAUAUGACCCAAUAUUAGCUGUGACAGCCACUACAAUCUAAAAAACUUUUUUAAAAAACGUGCUUUGUUUGUUUGUCAGACGCAUCACCACCCUAAAGCACAACCCAGGUCGGUUUAUCCACAGUGUAGACGCACUCUCGCCCUUGAACAGCAGUGGACCGUGUGGCCGAAGGUGCGUCCACAUGUAUGUGUUUUAGGCAAACGAGAUGUUUUUUUUUAAUGGCGGCGCAGGACGCGCUCUGCUAAUUGGCAGGCUUUUCUGCCUGCGACAAAGAGAGGCCCAGCUUAUGGCGAGCCAGAUCACAACAAACCCCAAAGCCCGUGAAUGAUGUCAGCCUCCUCAGAAGCACAGCAAAUGGUGCAUUCAUUCAGAGGAUGGAAGAAACUAUCAAAUCGGCGAUUGUAAAAAAAAGGAGGAAAAAUGUACAAAAAGCUUCCUUAAUCAGUGUGGGUCCAUAUGGUAUAUGUUUAGCAAUGUGUCAGGAGCAGGAGUCUGCAGCCAUGACCCCCUCUCUCUCAGCUCAUGGGCCUUAUUUCUGGAGCUCGCAGUUCAAACUUGAACUUAUAUUACUCAGCCUGAAAACCGGCUAAUUUUUUUUUUUUUUAA